AUGGUCAAAGACACAACUUACUACGAUAUACUCGGUGUCGCCGAAACGGCCACCGAAGUUGAAUUGAAAAAAGCGUACAGAAAACAGGCGAUCAAACUUCAUCCAGAUAAGAACGGCAAUGAUCCCGACGCAGCUGCCAAGUUCCAAGAGCUAGGUGAGGCGUAUGGAAUUCUUCAAAAUCCGGAACUGCGGAAACUUUAUGACGAAGUGGGUAUUGAAGGAAUGAAGGAGAAUAAGAUGGCAGCAGACGCUGCUGACAUUGACCCAGCAGAAUUCUUCAAAAUGAUUUUCGGUGGUGAUAGCUUCAGGGACUGGAUAGGUGAGUUGUCUAUGCUCAAUGAUAUGGCGAAGACCGCCGAGAUUUUGGGCGAUAGUGAGGAAGAGAGCGAGAAGACAAGUGAGCAAGCCACCGAUGAUGUCAAUUCAAAGGUCCAGGACUUGUCGGUAAAUGAUAAGAAGGAGGGCGAGACUACUGUGGGAGCACACAUUGGCGAGGGAAGAUAUACGGAACUAAAUGCCGAGAUCGAGAAGAAGAAGAAAGCCAAGAUCAAGAAGGAGCAAAGAGAGAAACUCCAUGAGUUCUACAAGGAGUCGAAGGCAGCUGAAGAGAAAAGAGUUGCUGAGCUUGCUGAGAACUUGUUGAGUAGAGUGGAGAAGUAUAGAUCUGCUGCCACAAACCCAGAUGCAUUGAGACAGUACACAGCUAAGCUUCGGGAGGAGCUUGAGGACUUGAAAGUCGAGUCUUUUGGUAUCCAGCUUUUGCAAUUAAUUGGUAAAACGUACUCCUCGCAAGCCAGGGCAACAAUCCAAGCAUCCAAAACCUUUGGUGUAUCCAAGAUUUACACUUCCAUGAAGACAAAGACAAACAGAAUGAAGUCUGGGUUUCUGAUCAUCAAAACCGCGCUUGAUGCCCAAAUGUCUGCUGAAGAGAUGGUACAAGAGCAAGCCAGGUUAGAGUUGUCCGGCGCUGAACUCACUGAAGCAGAAAAAUUCAAGCAGAUGGAACAGGAGAGAAUCAUGACCGGCAAAUUUUUGAAGACAGCCUGGGCAUCCACCAAAUUCGAGCUUACGGGUGUGUUGAAUAAGGUUUGCCAGAAGGUCCUCAACGACAAGAGUCUAAGCAAGAAGGAGAGAGUUCAGCGUGCUGAAGCUGUCAAUUAUAUCGCUAAGCAGAUGUUGGAGACUCGUAGAACCCCUGAGGAGGACGAGGAGGCUCAGAUCUUCGAGGAAAUGAUGGCCGAAGCAAGUGCCAAAAAAUCCAAGGGUAAGCACGCCAAGAUGAGUGAGAGAGACUUCGAACAGUACUUCCAACAUUAUAAUCCCGAAGGACACGAGGACCCUGAGUUGCACGGUACAGAGAAGAAAUGA
This is a messenger RNA of Candidozyma auris, 1368 nucleotides long. RefSeq lists its product as uncharacterized. The record is from RefSeq and is a predicted model, not a curated record. Gene Ontology annotation, cellular component: cytosol. The transcript has a single exon. Lineage: Eukaryota; Fungi; Ascomycota; Pichiomycetes; Serinales; Metschnikowiaceae. The coding region runs from base 1 to 1368 and encodes 455 amino acids. Gene Ontology annotation, biological process: protein import into peroxisome matrix.